AUGGGCCCUAAGCAGCCUAAGUCCGGCCGGGACACACCGGGGUCCGUGCAGCCGACCUGGGAGCCCGCGCUGGUGUCCGCCCGCCUCGAGGAGGAUGACUGGAAGCCUAGCAUCAGUUUCGUUGUCGGGAGCAAGAUUGAGGAUGAAGUGCACACCCAGGCCCUGGCUCUUGCUGUGCAGGUGCCACUGCGAAAACUCUUCAGUGUGAUAACAUCUGAUGACCUUUACAAACAGGUCGCAGAAUCUGGGCGUCCAAAGGGAAGAAGGCUUAAGGAUAUGCCUAUGUACUAUGAGGUGAUGGAAUUAGCCAAAGCCUUUCUGGACCAGGGUGAAAAAUUUCCUGCAACACUAACUGGAAAGCUGUUGAAAUUUCAAUUGCUUUGUCUCAAACAGAAGGCUCUUCAGAGAAGAGAAGAGGAAAAGAAGGCAGAACAGCUGAAAAAAGAAAAGGAGAAAGCGAGAGAAAAAGAAAAAGAAAAAGAAAAAGAUAAGAAAUCUCCUGAUAAGUCAGGUGGAAAAGAUAGUAAAGGAAAAAAGUCAGAGUCAUCAUCCCCUGUUAAAAAGGACACCAAAUUCAAACAACGGGGAGAAGUGGAAGUGAAAGACAAAUACAUUGAUGAUGAACCAGAUGAUGGUGCUCAUUAUUACGUUAUCAUUCUGGGUUUCCCCAAUCUUCAGUUGUUACCUGUCUUGAUUGAGCUUGGGAUUAACAUUUCAAGUGUAAUUCAAAUUUCUUCUGAAAAUUACAAGCCAUUGCAGAUAUACUUAGAAGCAACUAAACUUCAAAAACAAUCUUCACUUUCACUUGAAGAUAUAGAAGCAGAGAAAAGAAAGGAAGAUGAAGCUAAGAAAGACCUGGAAACAUUUUGGAAAUUCCUGGAGCCCGUUCUGAGCAGUGGAAAGCAUGGAUCAAGCCUCUUUGAUGUUGCCAGGCUUCAUUACCUAGUUAAGGAAAGUGACUUUCCCCCUGAUUGGACUGACAGAGAAAUGCUGCUUGAAUUGGGUACUGUGGUGUUUGAACAUGUUGCUUGUUUGAUGUAUGACUGCCUGGACUGGAGAAGACAGCAUUGCAACUACUUGGAAAACACCAAGUUUAUUAACGUGGCUGUGUUACCAGAGAGCAAAUCAACACAACCAUCUUCACUUGAGGAGCAACCAGCACCACAGAUGUCACCUACAAGGAAAAGAGGGAAACAAGAAGAAAUUCUGCCAACAAUAGUUCUGUCAGAGACAGAAGAAACUUCCAUUCUGUUUCCUUCUGUGGACAUGAGAUAUUACAAUGACUUGCUGUAUCAAAUUCCUGAGGAGUACUUUUCUGUACCCUUAAUGCUGAGCUGCAUGUUGGAACAGGUUAUUGCAAGUGAGGAAGACCUUCCACCACCAAGUCUUGUGUCACUAGAGCCUCAGGAAGAUGAGCUGCAUCGUGCCAUUGCAGAUCAUAUAAUCUCUGUCCUUCCUUCUCUUUACCUUCCUAUGAGUGAAAAAAAGAAUCUGUAUGACUACUUUUCUCCUAAACCCAAUGUACAAGAGAGGGUCACCCCCGAGUACCCUCUCUUAUUUAACUACCACGAUGCCCUGGCUCAGCGGUUGCACCUCCUGAAGGUCCAAGAGAAUGUCGAUCCAGAAAAGAUUGAGCAUGAAAUGAUGGAUAAACUGCCUCUUACAGAACUUAUCCAUUUCACCCCUCCUUCAACUGAAAACAACACUAAACGCUUGGCCAGAGUUCAUGAGCUCAUGUAUUAUUUUACUACUGAACUUCUGAAUUGGGCUGAAGUAGAAAGAGCCUUCAGAGUGUUUACUUUUGAAAGCCUGAAGCUGACUGAGCUAAGUGACUCUGGUUUCCUGGAGAGCUCUGGAUCUAGGCUUGGAGGUGAUUCUAAAGAGUCUUAUAUCCCUUGGGAUAAUCCAGCCGUGUUUGCAAGACAGCUGAGACAACUCUUCCUUAUGGAAAAGAAAUUUAGUGGGAAAUCUCCAAGAAGCUCUGGGUAUACAGAAACAAGUGACGAAGAUGAAGAAGACGAUCCGGUUUAUCCUCUUUUGAACGUAGAUUUGGAUCAUCUUUAUUCUGAUAUGGUGAGUCUCGAAAAUUAUGGCCUAGGACCAAAAUUAGAAGAAAUAAAAAAGACACAGAGGCGUUGCUUGACAGACUGGAAUUUGGAAGAGCAUUUUCAACCACAUGUUCUUCAUCAGGUUCUUCAUACAGCAUCCCAAGAAUACAGAUGUAUUGAUUCCUUUUAUCAUAGCCAAGAUAACUCUUUACUAAUGGUUUUUCACAAUCCCAUGAAUCAACAUCGUCAGAGCCAAGAGACUUGGAAUAUUGCUCUGCACUCUAAUGUGGGAUUCAGAAACUAUCUUGAGCUGGUGGCCAACUUAAUUGAAGACUGGGUGAAAGAGGAAGAAGCUAAAUACCAAAAAGAGAAGAUGGGCAGCACGACUGAACCUGAGAAUGUAAUAGAGUCUCAAUCCGAGAAAGAAGAAAGUCCCAUUAUCAGAGAAGAUUCUCUAAAGGCUUGGAAGAUUGAACAGGACCGAUUACGAGAGGAAGAAGAAAAAGAAAAGGAAGAAGAACAAGAAAAGGAAGAAAAAUUGCAAAGUAGAAGGAAAAGCCAGGAUUUAAGAGGAAGUAAAGAAGGAAAUAAAAAAGGAAAUAAAGGAUCAAACAGAAGACCUUUGGAAGACAAGUAUCAAAAUGAGUCAGCAAAAGCCGCUGAACUUGAGGAGGAUCAUAGCAUUCCAGAAACAUGUUCUGAGAAAGUUUAUAAGUUUCAUGGCUACAAUACAGGGGAGGAUAUCAUUCAAGUAUCAGGAACCAAUCGGUAUCUUUUCCCAUCCGAUGGAGGACAGAUUCAAGUAGAGAAGAUAGAGUUUGUAAAAAAAACUUUGAUAAAGGUGAAAGUAAUGAAAGACAAGCACAAUUUCUUCAUUCAUGUCACAGACCCCAAGGAAAAUUUCAAAGAAGCUGAAGAGCAAGAAAUUAAUGAAGAACAGCAAAUUACAUCAGAAGAAUUGAAAAAUAAAAAGAAAGCUGUGAGCAAGUUUGGAUCUUUUUCAGCCACCUUGGAAAAUGGAAUCCAGCUGUCUCUGAGCUAUUAUGGACCUACAGGGGAGGCAGAUGAUGAAACAGCUCUUGUCUUAGAAAGAAUUCUGAACAUCCCUUCUGUUCAUCUUCCGACGGUAGUUCCAACAGUUUCUGUUAUUACACCAUCUCAGGGAAAAAAAGAUAAGCUUGACAGAGGAAAAUCAGGAAAAGCUUCUACCAAAGGAAGCCGUCGCAAAUUAGCCCCUUCACCACCUGAUAACGUGGCACAGAAAGAAGAACAAAAGGUAGAAAUGCAAGAAGUUCCCCAAGCACAAGAGGUGUCAGAUGCUCCUGCUUUUCCAAGUUUGAAUGUCUCCUGUCCCAACGGACUUGUACUAAAUUUCCUCAGUGAAAGGUUUCAAGAAUUGAAAGGUGAAUCCACUGCCACUGAAGCAAAGAAAGAGACAGUAGAGGAAAGUAAAGGCAAAGCAGAUGAGGAAGAGAAGAAAGAGGUUAUGCCAAGUGGAGAGGAGGAACAUCAGGUUACAGAAGGUGAAAUCAAGCAGGAAGACACCCAAAGUGAACAGGCUAAGCAGCCUCCUCUGGAAAUUAUGGUUAGACAGAGUUAUCCCCAAAAGGUAAAGGACUCUCAUCUUUAUUCACCUCCAGCGAGGCAAAAAGAACAAGAGGUGUCAAGAGUCAUCACUAGUCGAGGAACUGUCAUAAAGCACCUGAUGGAUGGAUCUACCCAGAUUCUGUUUGCUGAUGGCACGGUGAUUAAUAGCCCUGAUUCUGGUCCUGUCCUACCCCCACCCGCAGAUGAAAUACGGAUGAAAAGUCCCUUACCAGAAUCAGACCAUUUAUCUGAGAAUAGCACAAAGAAAGGAAAAGGCAGUGACAAGACAUCACUGCCGUCUCAGAAGUCUGAUGAGUUUGAAAAGGCCAUUUCUAUACAACCUAAGGCAGGAACCUGGAUAACAACAACUCCAUUAGGCAUUCUAGUGGGCACAGAGGGUGCCACAAGAAUGGAUCUGAAGCCUCUCUUAAUGUAUCAGGCCACGAACCCAGCUGAUGGAAUGAUUAUGACUGUACGAGAAGAUGAAGUGAUAAUUGUUGAAAAGCCAGAUGGUAACAAAGUAGUAGAACAUGCUGAUGGUACCAGGAUCACAUCUUUUUAUGAAAAAUGUGAAGACCUUUCUGUACCAGAGAGUAGUGUGGAAGCAGAAGCCAUCGCAAAAAAGUGCAAAGGUACACGAGUAGAGCAUCCUGAGUUUGCUACUGUUAUAGCAAAUUGGGAGGAUGGUACCUGUUGUACUGUCUUUGGAGAUGGGACAUCUAUUGUAGCAAAGCCACAGGGAACAUAUCAGGUUUUACCCAGCAAGGGAGGCUUUCUUUUCUUUGAUGAAGACUGCUCAGCAGUUUACAGCCAUGAAGUUUAUGAUUUCAGCAGCAAGGAAGAAGAGAAACAAGCAGGGAGAUACAUUAUGAAACACACUUCCAGCACUAUUUGUGAGAUGAUGGAUCCUGAAGGAAAUACUUUCAAGGUCCUGGCUGAUGGCAGCACAGAUGUCUGCAUUCCCAGCAGUGGCUCUGAUGACAAGGAGGACAGGAGUUCAGUAGCAGAUGGUGUUAACAAACCUAUCACUGAUAACGAGCAUGUCCCCAGGUUUUUCAUCAUCUCUGAGGAUGGUUCUGGAACGGAGCUCCUGCGAACAAAGGAUGUACGCGAGUAUAUGGCUGAGGCCUGCAGUGAUCCUGCCACUGCAGUCUUGCAGGAUCCUGUACAAGAACAGCCAGGUGUUUUAAGUAUUACUGUCCUUCGGCCUAUGGCUGAAUCAUCCCCCUGGGUAAUGAAGAAAGAACCAGAGAGUAUUGUUCCUCCAUAUCUACAGACAGAGACUCAGAAAGAAUCUUCUCCUCCUGAGAGGGAGGUCAAAGGUCCCCUGGUGAGAAGGUAUGCCUGGAGGGGUCUCAGCAUCGGAGAAGCUCGUGUGUCCUUACCAGCCCCUGUGCGAAAAUGUCCCAAAAAACUGCAGAUCCGCCAGCUAUUCCAGUAUAAGCCACUCUGUGAGGAACUAAGAGAAAAACUGCAUCUUUCCCUCAAGGAAUAUAUAGAGAACAUCUUAAAGCAGGAAAAUGAGCUGGAAGAGAUUAAUGUGAAAGAACCAAGAACAGAAGAGGAAAAGGAGAAUGCUGCAAGUCUCCUUGAACAGGUUACAUCCUUCCCUGACUGGAAGAAGUCAACUGAAAAGCUCAGUGAUAAAGCCCGUGUGAGCCAGCUGUAUGAGCAGGCAGUGGCUCCUCCUGCCCAGGAUCACACAAGGAAGGCAAGCAUUGCACAGAGACAGGAACAGCAGGACAGUCUGGAUGGAGUUUUUUUUUCCAAGUGGAAAAGCAAACUGGAAGAGACCAGGGAAGAACUGGAUAAACAGAAAGCUUUAUUCGCAGCACUGAUAAAUGAUAUUUAUGCUCCGUAUUUUGAAUCUGAAUUUGGCAAAAACUUCUACCAACAAAAGUUUCCUGAUUUGGAAGCAAUGUCUAAGGAACUUCCUCCACUUCAAAAAGAAACAAGUGAGACCUGGCCAAUGAGGCUGAUAAGAGAACCCAGUGGAGCAGCUGAAUUUCUUGGUACCACAAGUGAAUCAUCCCUUUCAUCUGGCCUUCCCCUGCAGUAUCCUUCCAAACAAGAUGAUGGUUCCAGCAGCACAACAGACAAGACUGAGGGGGCAGAAGAGACAGCCUUUCAACAGAAAGUUCCAAGUCUGAUGGUGGAUGUUACAGGACAGACAAGAAAAGAGAGAGUAAUAUUACCACCAUGCCUUCAGGGGAAAAAACCACACACCAUACCAAAUAAAAAGAUAGAAGAUCCUGCUUCAGGAAAGGUCAGCACAUCUUCUCUUGCAACAAGACAGGAUCUUACCAAAUUCCAUCUCAUCCCACCCAGGGUGGUAUUUGGAGUGCUAAAGGAAGGCUGCAUCUAUGCAACCAUUGUAAUCAUGAAGAAUGUUGGUGUGAACUUCUCAAGGUUUCGGGUGAAGCAGCCUCCUCCAUACACGGGACUGAGAGUGAUGUACACACCAGGACCUGUGGCAGCAGGCUUGCAGGCUGAACUGGAGAUAGAGAUUUUUGCCAUGCUGAUUGGAGGGAAAGACACUGGUGGCCUUGAAGAAGUUUCCCAUAAUAUUGAAAUAGUAACAGAAACUGAAACUCUUCUCCUGCCUGUGAAAGCAAAUAUCCUUUCCAGUGACAUUUAUCAGCACCGCCCCGAAGGAUUCCCCCAGGGAGGGAUGGCAGCAGGAGUCCAGGAAGUUCCUCCAAGCCCCAGGCCACGGUUUCGGAUUACACUCCCACGAAAGCUUUAUAGUUAGUGUUAGAGCCUGAGAAGAUUAACAUGAGGAUAAGCAACACUGAAAUACCUAGAUUUUAGUUCAACCUUAUGGAAACAUCCAGUGUAAUUUUUCCAUUCAUUUAAUCAGAUUAAAUGAGAAUAAAUAUUUUGCCUUUUCCCUGUUAAUGAGAA
Melospiza melodia melodia is the source of this 6539-nucleotide messenger RNA. It is a transcript of the gene SPAG17, whose product is annotated as sperm associated antigen 17. Gene Ontology annotation, biological process: epithelial cilium movement involved in extracellular fluid movement; axonemal central apparatus assembly. Bases 1 to 6387 code for a protein of 2128 amino acids. Lineage: Eukaryota; Metazoa; Chordata; Aves; Passeriformes; Passerellidae. The transcript is spliced from 48 exons. Gene Ontology annotation, cellular component: axonemal central apparatus. The record is from RefSeq and is a predicted model, not a curated record.